Molecule: messenger RNA, 645 nt
Organism: Limulus polyphemus (Atlantic horseshoe crab)
Lineage: Eukaryota; Metazoa; Arthropoda; Merostomata; Xiphosura; Limulidae
Product: sodium bicarbonate transporter-like protein 11
Exons: 5
Biological process (GO): transmembrane transport; monoatomic ion homeostasis; monoatomic anion transport
Cellular component (GO): basolateral plasma membrane; plasma membrane
Molecular function (GO): solute:inorganic anion antiporter activity
Source: RefSeq, a predicted model, not a curated record
UGUUGUCCAGGACUAUCCAAGGAACCUAUAUAAGUGAAGGAGGAGGCUUUGAUUAUGAUCAGUCGUGGAUAUGUGCAAUGUGCAGCCUCCCUUCGCUACAAAGAAGACAUAUAGCUAUUGCUAGACUGAAGGUACCUGCCAAUAUGGGUCGUACGUCUCACGAAGUUAGGUUCUUCAUUUUGGUUUUAACACCCAGUAAAGAGAAAGGGACAAAGAACGCCCUGGAAACCGGAAGAACUUUUUCCACUAUAUUUGCAGACAUGGAGUUUCGACAACGCCUCCUGGAGGUGCAUAGUGAAGUCGAUUUUAACAAUAUCUUGUUAAAACAUGCCCAGGAUUUGGCAAACGAACAAAGCAGUCAGAAUAAACGCCUUGGAAACAACGAGAACGAAGUUGAUUACGAGUCCAGUUACAAGUGUUGGUUUGCUAAAGGCCUGUGGGAUGAUAUUCGUAGAAGAGCCUCUCAUUACGCCAGUGAUUACAAAGACGGAGUGAGAGGCCAUAAGACAAUCCAUAAGACAGUGUCAACGACAUUCUUCUUAUAUUUUGCUUGCAUUCUUCCAACGAUUGCUUUUGGAGCCCUGAAUGAUAAUAACACAAACGGGAAGAUUGGUAAGAUUUUAGUUAAUGGCAGAUUUCUAAGGU